Helianthus annuus (common sunflower) is the source of this 1422-nucleotide messenger RNA. Its product is annotated as cytochrome b561 domain-containing protein At4g18260. The transcript has 4 exons. The record is from RefSeq and is a predicted model, not a curated record. The coding region runs from base 33 to 911 and encodes 292 amino acids. NCBI's taxonomy places the organism in Eukaryota, Viridiplantae, Streptophyta, Magnoliopsida, Asterales, Asteraceae. Gene Ontology annotation, molecular function: transmembrane monodehydroascorbate reductase activity.
UAUAGAACUGCAAGAUAGUUGGUGAGCAAGUGAUGAUCACUAUGCAUGAAUUUAAAAAAGUGUUUCUUUCAUCUAUGCCCGCAAGCAUAGUAGCACUUUAUCUCCUACCUUUAGGAGUGUGUUCAUCUAAUGAAAACCAUCUCAUUAUCCCUCACAAAUUCAUCAAACAAGAUUUUGAUCAACACAAGAUGAAUUCCCGUCUUAUAUUCGAUAUAAAACUUCAUGGAAUUCUGUUGUGGGCUUCCAUGGGGUUUUUGAUGCCUCUUGGUGUAAUUAUAAUAAGAACAGUGAAUAAAGAAGAAUGCAGCCCCAGAAAACUUAAAGCAGUCAUAUACAUUCAUGCUAUUCUGCAGUGUGUCAAGGUACUUGGAGUGCUCCUUGCAUGUGCUGGAGCUAUCCUCUCUGUAAUGAGCUUCGAAAACUCAUUCAACAACACUCACCAGAAAAUAGGUUUGGCACUUUAUGCUGCCAUCCUGCUGCAAAUGCUGGUUGGGUUUUGCCGGCCUAACAGGGGAACGAAUAGGCGGACGGUUUGGUACGUUUUCCACUGGAUUUUCGGGACAAUGAUUUCACUAGUUGGGAUCUUGAACACUUACACAGGUCUAAAAGCAUAUCACAAAAGAACAUCCAUGAAUGCUAGGCUUUGGAGUAUACUCUUCACAGUUGAGGUCUCUUUCAUGGCAUUUUUCUACCUUUUCCAAGAAAAAUGGGAUUACAUUUACAUGCAAAAACAAGGAGGAACAAAAGUUGAUGAACCAGUCAUGGUGAUAUGUUCUGAUGAAGUUGACAAUCAAAAGGAGGUGUUAUCACGUCAAUCGUCAAAGAAUAGUCAAUCGUCAAGGAAUAGUAAUUCAUUAGGGAAUUACUUCGCCAAAAGCAAUGCCUUGAAGAAACUAUUUCAAGUAACUUAAAUAAAUAAACUUAUUCAUUAGGCCGGGCUUCUUUUCUUUUUUAUUUCAAUAUAUUCUUUUUCAUUUCUAGGUCUUCUAACUAUUUCAUAAGCAUUUCUAGUAGGUUUUAUAAACAUGUUUGACAAAUAGGAUGAAGGGUAGCAAACUCAAUGGAAUCUUUUGAGUUCGCUAGUCUAGCUCUAGCAAGCGAACUUAUGGUUCUCGAUAGAAUGAAGGAUCGAGUUUGCUAUUUUGACCAACGAACUCAAGGCAAGUUUGCUUGUCACCUUAGCGGCUGUGAGUCCGUAUUUGUCAAACAUGUUAUAAAAAAAAUCUAUAAAUGCGUAUAAAAUCUCUAGGACACCUAGAAAUAAAAAAGGUUUGUUUUCUCUACUGCACUUGGAAUUGCCAUAAUGUUUGAUUUUGGUAACUGUGUGUGUAGAUUUGUAUAUAUUGGAUAGUAGAGGUGAAGCUAGGAAGAACAACUUUUUGUGUCCUUUAAGAAAAGUUAAUAAGAUUGUAUAUGCUUGAA